Molecule: messenger RNA, 942 nt
Organism: Acyrthosiphon pisum (pea aphid)
Lineage: Eukaryota; Metazoa; Arthropoda; Insecta; Hemiptera; Aphididae
Gene: cprr1-10
Product: RR1 cuticle protein 10
Cellular component (GO): chitin-based extracellular matrix
Molecular function (GO): structural constituent of chitin-based larval cuticle
Source: RefSeq, marked provisional
GAAAAACGUGGACAUCAUCCUACAAGGAACGGUGCGAAUCGUGUUCAAUAGCGAAAGUACCCAAGCACAAUAUCUACGCGUCUCAACGACUAAGAAGAACGAUAUAUCUCCGCUCCGUACGAAGUAUUAUAAUAAUAAUAAUAUUAUUAUUAUUAUUUGAAAUCAUCAUCGUCAGUCACACUCGAGAAGCCAUCAUGAAAUUGACAAUCGCAGUAGUAAGCUGUAUGUUGGUCGGUCUAGUCAGCUGUCAACAGUUUCAACCCACGACUCCUAUCCCCAUUGUCCGAUAUGAAAACGAUGGAGUGAAUUUUGAUGGAUCUUAUAAAUGGGCAUACGAAACCGGCAAUGGCAUCCAAGCCCAGGAGAGCGGUUCCGUGCAACCGGCACAAAAUCCCAACGAAUCAGUGCUGAACGUCGAGGGUGGCUACUCUUACACAGCUCCAGAUGGUACACCAAUCAGCGUCAAAUACGUCGCUGGUCCCCAGGGAUUCGUUCCAGUCGGUGACCACCUCCCCACACCACCACCAUUACCGCCAGCAAUCGCCAAGUUGCUCCAAUUCCUCGCCACUCAGCCGUCCACACCGGAACCAGCUUACAACAAAAUUAAGUAAACGUCCGACACAGCUCAAACGUCAUUCCCCCAACACGUAUACCGUGUGAUUACGAGCAAUCGUCCACCUGUCGAUUCGUCGUAUCACCCGCUUAUACUUAAGUUGCAUAUAUAUGUUAAUCUGUAGAACUACUGUCAUUAUUUAUUUUCACUUUCAUUUAAAUUCAUUUUUUUUUUACUUUUAUUUGUUAUUUGUUAUUUACCCUUCUUUAUACUUCGGAAGUAUGCCAUGGAAAAUGUACUUCGUGCAUAUAAUAUUGCGUUCGAUUCUAAUUACGUAUUAUUAAUUAGAUAUUGAUUUUUUUGUAAUAAAAUUGAACUUAUAUUACACA